AUGACACUGAACCUGAUAAAAGGUGACCGAAUGGCUUCUUCGGUGGACGCAGUGAGUUCCUCUUCAUCACCAUCCCCAAAGCCAAGAGUCAAUGAUGAUGCUGAAAGUCAUUCUGAUAAAUCUGACACUGAAAAUGAAAGAAGUUGUAAAAGUGUUGAUGCCCUCAGUGAUAUGGACCGUAUGUCAAUUCCGUCAGUCAUUGAUAGACAAGAACUUUCUUCGGACUCAAAAAUACAAGAAUCUCAUACACGACUCAGUGACACAAAUGGACCGCCAAGGAGAUCAUUUUUUAUUACAGACAUUUUGUCGGAAGGACAUCGAGAACGGACUCAGACAUUCUCGGCAUUUCGACCGUUGAGAGUGCCGAGUCGAUACCUAUCCUCACAUUCUUCUCUUAACACAGAGGCAAUUUCAAAACACAAUUUUGUAAACUUUGCAUCUUUAGGUAACACCGGGCACGCCGACGACUAUCGCAAUGAUACAGGUGAUGACAAAGACGACGACGAAGAUGAUAGCGAUGAUGCUAGUACAGAUAUUCUUGAAGAUAAAAAGGAUGAUGGUUCUUCGGAUCAACAGGCAGAUUCUGUGACUGGAUUAAUUAAACCAAAGAAGCCCCGAAAGGCGCGCACGGCCUUCACUGACCACCAAUUAAACAGUCUGGAAAAAACUUUUGAACGACAAAAAUAUCUCAGUGUCCAAGACAGGAUGGAGCUCGCCGCAAAACUCAACCUGACUGACACGCAAGUGAAGACCUGGUACCAGAAUAGGAGGACAAAGUGGAAGCGACAGACUGCUGUUGGUUUAGAGUUACUGGCUGAGGCAGGAAACUACGCGGCUGUCCAACGUCUGCUUCAGACUAACCCUUACUGGUUUACUUACCAUCCACAGGCAGCAGGAAUCAUCUCUAAUAUUGACGCUUUGUACUACCGCCAUGGUGAAAGUUCCAUGACUCCACAGCGACCGACAUUGCCUAGAAUGUUUAUCCACGGUCUACAACAACAUGUUAACCAUAUUUCCACCCCUCCUCCAAUUUAUUCGGAAAACCGAAGUUAA
Ylistrum balloti is the source of this 1053-nucleotide messenger RNA. RefSeq names its product homeobox protein ceh-31-like. The coding region runs from base 1 to 1053 and encodes 350 amino acids. The record is from RefSeq and is a predicted model, not a curated record. Gene Ontology annotation, molecular function: DNA-binding transcription factor activity, RNA polymerase II-specific; DNA binding. The transcript is spliced from 3 exons. Gene Ontology annotation, biological process: regulation of DNA-templated transcription. Lineage: Eukaryota; Metazoa; Mollusca; Bivalvia; Pectinida; Pectinidae.